AAUAUACUGUUUUGCAGCGAAGCCUGUCGAACUAUCUGGCAACCCUGAAAAGAACUCCAUGGUCUCUCAUAUGGUGGUAUAGAAGUAAAGGUGAAAUUUCUUUGAAAAGUAGAUCUGAAUCUCCUUUAUAUCAUCAUUUUAGUAUAAAUCAACAAUAAAUCAUGCCUGCAGAAACAGAAGCAACCACUAAACAAGAACCAACAAAAGAGCAAGGAGUGGAUUCUGCAACCGAUUCCGACAGCGAUGAUUCUGUGCCUGGACUGGAUACAGCAGAAAAUGUCGCCCAGUUGUCCUCACAGAUGGGUAUAAAUGAAGAACCAGUAAGUAAAGCAAAGCAAAGUAGGAGCGAGAAAAAAGCCAGGAAGUCCAUGUCAAAAAUGGCAUUGAAAUCAAUCACAGGUGUGCACAGAGUUACCAUACAAAAGUCCAAGAACAUUCUGUUUGUCAUUCAAAAACCAGAUGUAUAUAAAAGUCCCGCAUCAGACACAUACGUCGUCUUCGGUGAAGCUAAGAUUGAAGAUAUGAGUCAGCAAGCUCAAAUUUCAGCAGCAGAGAAAUUCAAGGCACCAGAUCCAAGUCAAGCGAUAUCGAGCGACGCUGCAGCGGCUAACACGCCAACGAUACAAGAAGAGAGUGAUGAGGAAGAGGUUGAUGACUCCGGAGUAGAACAUAAAGACAUUGAGCUUGUCAUGUCUCAAGCAAAUGUCAGUAAACAAAAGGCUGUAAAAGCACUGAAAAAUAAUCAAAACGACAUAGUUAAUGCUAUUAUGGAGUUAACGAUGUAACGAUGUUAUUACCUCCAACAAACAAUAGUUCCAAAAAGAAGCAAACAUACAUGGACAUGCUUGGUAAUUUGGCGUGCACAAGAUGUGAUCAUGCAUAUAAAUGAUGCAAUCAUGUGGAACAACAAAAAAAAAAAACGUCAUGGAGAAGCAAUUGUUGUAAAUUAUUGACCCGGUCUUACAUUAAUAUUAGUGUAGUUAACCUUUUAUUUAAAUGGUUAGAUUGAGGGCCAUCUCCAGAUGGAAUACUCUGCUUCAUACAAUUUCUGAGCAACAUUUUCAUGGUUUAUGGUCGAUUGAAUAUGAAUUAGAAAAGCUGCAUUUAGAUGCUGUGCUGUGGGUAACAUCAGGAUUGUCGGAAAUAAAAUUACAUCAUUACAAAUAAAAUUUAAGUAAGCACUAGAUAUGCUAGCCAUUUCAAAUUAAAAUACAGUUUUUAAAAAUUGGCUGAUGCAAUAAAAGGUGAAGUGAUAUG
Anneissia japonica is the source of this 1257-nucleotide messenger RNA. RefSeq names its product nascent polypeptide-associated complex subunit alpha-like. Gene Ontology annotation, biological process: protein targeting to membrane. The record is from RefSeq and is a predicted model, not a curated record. Bases 162 to 785 code for a protein of 207 amino acids. Lineage: Eukaryota; Metazoa; Echinodermata; Crinoidea; Comatulida; Comatulidae. The transcript is spliced from 7 exons. Gene Ontology annotation, cellular component: cytoplasm; nascent polypeptide-associated complex.